GUGGCCACGCCUGUCCCGCAGACGCUAUCGGAGCCCCAGAGGAAAGGGACGUCUCUGCCCCUGAGCCAGCUGGUGGAGGAGACCAGGAGCAAAGCCCUCCCAAAUCAUCUGCUGGAUUCAAAAAUCUACGCCAGACUGAAAAGUAACAGUCACAUCGAAGCAGACCCCGCUGAGCUUCACUUCAGCGGCUUUGAGCUUGGGAAGAGUUACACCAAGACCGUGAAUCUAAUCAACAUUUCAAAUGCACCGGUGAAUAUUCACAUAAUUCCAACUCUAACAAAGCACUUCCAGACAACUUACACCAAAAAGGAUCGGCUCAUCCCCGGCCUGGCCUACACUGUGAAUGUUGCGUUCUGCCCAGAGGAUUGGCAUUACUUCAGCGACUGCAUCCGUGUUCACUGCAAGGAUGAAGAGAACCUGUUCAUUCCAGUCCAUGCUUACCCUGUCAUCAAUGACCUACACAUCCCCACUCACAUCGACUUCUCUGCCAUACCGCUCGGACAAAGUGUUCGUCAUGUAAUUCCCCUGAGUUGCAGCUGUCCAGUGGACUUUGAGUUUCAGGUGUACGUUAUUCAGCCACAUGAUGCCUACUCCAUUCACCCCCUCACAGGUGUGAUACCAGCCAACGGGGAAGUUCUGAUGACCGUGACGUUCUGUCCUCUCCAGUAUGAGACGUCUCAGUUCACCUUCCAGCUGGUCGUCUCACAUUUCAACACCAAGCCCUACUUGUGCACCAUCACCGGGUACUCCAGGCCCAAUUUACCUCUCAGACAACCACAUGUCAGAUUUGGAACCAUAGAACACGGAGGUCGUCCUACGCCACCACUUUCUGGACGUAAAAGCAAGCAGACCUCAGUCAAGGAGGCUGACAAAUUAAAGGCAGUAAAAGAUGAGGCGGAUGUUCCCCAACCAUCUUCCAUGGAUGUCUGUAGCCCUGGAGGGGUGGCGAAAAUUCUCAUCAAAGACACGACCUUUUCCUGCGGCAGUACGAAAGGAAAUAUAAACAGUCAGAUGAAAGAGGCUCUCUUCAUGAAAAAGGUUCAGCAGGCUACCGAGGAGGAGCAAUACAAGUAUAUCAAAAGCCAAGUUUAUCUAGGUGUGGAGUCGGUGUCGGACAAAAGGCAGCAGCGGAUACUGGAGGAGAGAGAGGCAGCUCUGCAGGAAUACAUGGUCAAAAAAAAAGAUGAGAGGCAAGAUGAAGACUUCGCUCCCAGGCAGACCCAACUAUCGACUAAGCGGAUGCUUCGAGAUGACAAACAGGAUCGAGACAAAGUACCGGUCUUCCAGUUGUACACCAGCAUUUACUGGGACCUGAGACAGAGAACCCUCACACUUUUCCAGCAGGCAGCUCGGAAGGUGGUGAUCCGAUGCCGCAUGCAGCGCAGACUGGCCUCUUUAAAGAAACUGGUGGACAGUAUAAAGAAGGAUCCCUCAAUGGAGAAUGCUAAGGACAGAGCAAGUGUCAUAUCUCUAGACAAUGCGUUGACGUCAUCUUUCCCAUAUUCCCCCCAAGAGGACAGCUCCACGGCUCUCAGGAAUUUUGUGGCUCUGCCUGUGGAUCCUAUCGAUGUGACCGUGAAAGCACACAUUUCUUUCUUCAACCUCCAGGUUCCCCAGCACUACCAGCUGAUGGGUUACCAAUCCACUUCUCCCUGGGAAGCGUUUAGCUCCUAUUGUCCCACUACACUGGCCAGACGUCUUCGUGCUGGAGCGCCGGUAACCACGACGCACCUUAAUUAAAAUGAAGUGCAGGGUCCAGGCGAAGAGGAAGAUAGAAUGAUGGAUCAGGAGACUGCUGGACUCUCCUUCACGGCUCUUGAAGCUCUCAUCAGGCCUUUCAAUGCAAAUUCUCUCAGAAUCUUUAACCCGACCCCGGGCCUUCAGGCUUUUAAACUGCAGCCCAAGUACCUGGAGAGCGACAUGGAGGUUCACCUCUGUGCUCUACCGAAGUUUGCACUGUGUGAGAACAACAGAUCUGGCUCAAUGCCACUAACUCCACAGGCUCACUUCCUCCAUUACCAGGAAAUAACCGGCUUGAACAUGAAACAGAUGUCCAUCCCAAUCACCAAUACGGGCUCUCCUCGUAGGUCCAUCGACUAUGAUACGGACAUCCUUCUCUCUGCUCCUCCUCUUCUCCCUGGUCUCCCCGAUGAUUAUCAUCUGCAGCUAACAGAGUCCUCGUGUGAAGGUCCAGGAAUCCAGCUGACGCCAGAGAUGAUCAGAGCCGAGUUUCCCGUUGAGGAAAGCCUCCCGUCUCCAAUGGCAACCUCACCAUAG
Xiphophorus hellerii (green swordtail) is the source of this 2277-nucleotide messenger RNA. Its product is annotated as cilia- and flagella-associated protein 221-like. The record is from RefSeq and is a predicted model, not a curated record. Gene Ontology annotation, biological process: motile cilium assembly; cilium movement. Gene Ontology annotation, cellular component: 9+2 motile cilium. NCBI's taxonomy places the organism in Eukaryota, Metazoa, Chordata, Actinopteri, Cyprinodontiformes, Poeciliidae.